AUGUCUUUCACUGCAACCAAGUUUGCACCGUCUCCUCUCCCUCUCAAUUCCACCACCCCCAGAUCCAAUGACAAGCCUCUCUCUUUCUCCUUCGAUCACUCCAAACCCAACCCUUCUUCCUCUUUCCUUGGAUCCACUCGCAAGCUUCUUCGCUUCAAUGCUCUUGCUAAGCCUCAUGCUCGUGCUCGUGCUUCUUCCCCUGUUGCUGCUGUUCUUCUCCAACAAACCUCCAAUCUGCUUGUUACUAAAGAGGAAGGGUUGGAGCUCUAUGAAGACAUGAUACUAGGGAGGUUCUUCGAGGACAAGUGUGCCGAGAUGUAUUAUAGGGGCAAAAUGUUUGGUUUUGUUCACUUGUACAAUGGCCAAGAGGCUGUGUCAACUGGAUUCAUCAAGCUUCUGAAGAAGGAGGAUUAUGUAGUGAGCACCUACAGAGAUCAUGUUCACGCAUUGAGUAAGGGGGUCCCAUCUCGGGCCGUGAUGAGUGAACUGUUUGGGAAGGCAACAGGAUGCUGCCGAGGUCAGGGCGGUUCAAUGCAUAUGUUUUCAAAAGAGCACAACAUGCUUGGCGGGUUUGCAUUCAUUGGUGAAGGAAUUCCAGUGGCCACUGGGGCUGCAUUUUCAAGCAAGUACAGAAGGGAGGUGUUGAACCAGGCAGAUGCUGAUCAGGUGACAUUGGCAUUUUUUGGAGAUGGGACUUGUAACAAUGGACAGUUCUUUGAAUGCCUGAACAUGGCAGCUCUGUGGAAAUUGCCAAUUGUGUUCGUGGUUGAGAAUAAUUUGUGGGCUAUUGGGAUGUCGCAUCUCAGAGCAACUUCAGAUCCGCAGAUAUGGAAGAAAGGGCCAGCCUUUGGAAUGCCAGGGAUUCAUGUUGAUGGGAUGGAUGUUUUGAAGGUCAGAGAGGUGGCGAAGGAGGCAAUUGAAAGGGCUAGAAGGGGAGAGGGACCAACUCUAGUAGAAUGUGAGACCUACAGAUUUAGAGGACAUUCAUUGGCUGACCCUGAUGAGCUUCGCGACCCUGCUGAGAAGGAACACUAUGCUGGUAGGGACCCCAUCACUGCACUGAAACAAUACCUUAUUGAGAACAAUUUAGCCAGUGAGCAAGAAUUGAAGGCCAUAGAGAACAAAAUCGACGAGGUUCUUGAUGAUGCAGUUGAGUUUGCAGACAAGAGCCCUCUUCCACCCCGCAGUCAGCUGCUGGAGAAUGUCUUUGCUGACCCAAAAGGCUUUGGAAUUGGACCAGAUGGAAGGUAUAGAUGUUUUACGUACAGUGGGCCUAGCUUAAUUUGUCAUCCUCUACACUAUCUACUGCACUUCUCAUCCUUUCCUUUUGGGCGGAUAGAAGCAAAACAAACAAAAAUGCCUCCCGCUAGUUACAGUCUAUUUCACACUUUCGUUACAACCUCUUCUCAUUCUUCUUCUGUGCUUCCCUUGAAACUGUUCAAACCCCAAUUGAAGCGAUUCAUUUUACAUUUCGGGCUUCCAAGGCGUUCUCGCACACCUCUAGAACCUUUUUUUUCUUCUCCUUCUUCUUCUAUCUCUCAGCUGAAGAAAACUAGGGACGUGGUUGAAGAAAGGAUUUAUGGAGAAGAAUCCGUUUACCCUCAUAAGGGUGAUGCUUUUUCAGACCAAGAACAUAACGAAAAGCUUGAAAAAGCGUGUGAAGUGUACGUGUGCAACCUCCCCAGAAACUGUGAUGCAGCAUACUUACUUGACAUGUUCAGGCCAUAUGGGACCAUUCUAUCUGUCCAGGUUUGCCGGAAUGAUGAGACUAAUGAAAGUAAGGGGUGUGGUUACGUGACACUGGGAUCUAUAUACUCAGCAAGAAAUGCAGUUUCUGCGUUGGAUGGAUCAGAUGUUGGUGGGCGCGAAAUGAGGGUUAGAUUUUCAAUUGAGAUGGAUUUUAAAAGGAGGGGAUCUUCCACCAAGAGAAUCUUAUACUAUGAAUCUUCUCAUAAGUUGUAUGUUGGCAAUCUUGCUAAGACUAUUAGACCUGAACAGUUGAGAGAUCUCUUUAGCAGAUUUGGAAAUAUAGUUGGUGCAAGAGUAUUGCUUGAUUUUAAACAAGGGAAAAGCCGAGCCUAUGCCUUUCUCUCCUUUCAAUCAGAGGCAGAACGUGAUGCAGCAAUGUCUCUCAAUGGAACAGAAUUUUAUGGUCGAACACUAAUAGUUAAAGAGGGUGUUGAGAGGACAACCUUUAACUGA
Molecule: messenger RNA, 2202 nt
Organism: Sphenostylis stenocarpa
Lineage: Eukaryota; Viridiplantae; Streptophyta; Magnoliopsida; Fabales; Fabaceae
Source: the annotation of a GenBank genome assembly